Messenger RNA from Oryzias latipes (Japanese medaka), 3825 nucleotides. It is a transcript of the gene pkn1b, whose product is annotated as protein kinase N1b. Gene Ontology annotation, molecular function: small GTPase binding; ATP binding; protein serine/threonine kinase activity. Gene Ontology annotation, biological process: signal transduction; protein phosphorylation. Lineage: Eukaryota; Metazoa; Chordata; Actinopteri; Beloniformes; Adrianichthyidae. The record is from RefSeq and is a predicted model, not a curated record.
CCGGUUCUCUCAGCCCACCACCAGAGAGGAGCGCCGGGGAGGACGACCCGGCUGUUGAGCGGAGCUGUGGUGGUUCCGGGCGGGCUUUGGUUCUCCUGACCAUGAAACGGAAGCCCAGCGGCGGCGCCCGUCCUCCCGCCUCCGGACACCCCCUUCCGCGCUGAUGCGGACCACCGUCCGAGAGUUGACAUCCUGCCGCCGGGAGGUGAUGGAGUCCUCUCCCCUCUGCGCCUCAUGAAUUAAUGACUCGACUCUGUCUGUGCCCUAAACCCUGGCACGACCGAAUGUAUUAUUUUGAAAAUUAAAGAUUCAUUAAUGUGAAGGACUAUUGACUCACCGGCGGACUUAACCCAGCAUUUCUGCGAUGAUUUGAGGCUAUAACCUGCGAUAAUAAACAUCAGCUGAAGCCGUCUAAUAACUGGGGAUGGCCAACAACAACGAGCUGCAGACUGAUCCCAAUGGGCUGUCGGUACUCCAGCAGCUCGGCCUGGACCAGAACUCCGACUUCUCUGACUGCAGCGUGCAGCAGCGCCUGGAUGAACACCGCGAGCGGAUCCGCAGGGAGAUCCGAAAGGAGCUGAAGAUCAAGGAGGGCGCCGAGAAUCUGCGCAGGGCCACGGACAAGAGGAAUGUCCAGCAGGUGGACUCGCAGCUCCGCAGCUCCAAGCGCAAGCUGGAGUCCCUCCACGCCCAGCUGCAGGAGCUGGAUGCUCACAUUGUUGUCAAAGGCCAGGAGGAGAACAAAGAUGACUCCAAGUCUCCGGGUUCGGUCAACCGGACGUCGGCCAAUCAGCACCGCAUCGCCGCUUUGGAGCGGCAGCUAAACAUCGAGCUGAAGGUCAAGCAGGGAGCAGAGAACAUGAUUCCGAUAUACGCCAGCGGUGGAACCAAGGACAAGAAGCUUCUCCAGACCGCUCAGCAGAUGCUGCAGGACAGCAAGACCAAGAUUGACAUUAUCCGGAUGCAGAUCCGAAAGGCCAUGCAGGCCACAGAGCAGUCCGAGGACAACCAAAGCAAGCCGGACCUGUGUGGGGUGGAGCUUCGUGUGGAGGAGCUCUGGCAUCACUAUCGGGUGGAGCACGCCAUGGCUGAGGGCGCCAAGAACAUGCUGCGGCUGCUGGGCGCCGGGAAGGUCCAGGACAAGAAGGCUAUCAAUGAGGCUCAGUGUGGUCUGAGCGGCUCCUCCCAGCGUCUGGACCUGCUCAGGUGUGCUCUGGAGCAGAGGCUGCAGGAGCUGCCGGAGGACCAUCCCAAAGUCUGCCUCAUCAAGGAGGAGCUGGUGCUCGCCUCCUCCUCUGCGUUCAGCUCCAGCCACAGCACGCCGUACGUCCACAACCAGUACAGCACGCUGAGCAAACCCUCGCCUCUUACAGGUACUCUUCAGGUUCGUCUUCUGGGCUGUGUCGGACUGCUGGAGGUGGUUCCAGGGCGCAGCAAAGGAGCCCCUGUGGUUCUCCCCUCCUACUCGACAUCGGAUGGACGUCCCUCGUUCAAACUGAGCGGCCUCUACAGCCGCAGCACCAGCAGCAUGAGCCUCAAGAUCCCCAGCAAGAACGAAGAGCUCUCCUCGGAGGUGAGCGCUGUGCUGAAGCUGGAGAACACGGUGGUGGGACAGACGGCCUGGAGGACAGUGGGAGAGCAGGCCUGGGACCAGAGCUUCACUCUGGAGCUGGAGAGAUCGAGGGAGAUGGAGAUAGCCGUGUACUGGCGAGAUUACCGCUCGCUGUGCGCGCUCAAGUACCUGAAGCUGGAGGACUUCCUGGACAACCAAAGGCAUCAAGUGCAGCUGGAGCUGGAGCCCCAGGGCCUGCUGGUGGCUGAGGUGACUUUCUUCAACCCGGUUAUAGAACGGGGUCGGCGACUCCAGAGGCAGAAGAAGGUCUUCUCCAAGCAGCACGGUAAAGCUUUCCUGCGGGCCCGUCAGAUGAACGUGGACAUCGCCACCUGGGUGCGGCUGCUGAGGAACGCCAUCCCCAGUGGAAGCAACCCCCCCUCUCUUUUCACAAGCAACACGCUGUCGCAGGCCCCGGGAGAAAUCUCGGUGGAGAAGCUGAAUCUUGACAGCGACUCUCCGUCCAGAGCAGAAGUCAGGAGAGAGUGGAGCACGGAGGAUGUCGCCCCGCUGGAUCAGACGCCGGUCAUCGAGGCCCCGCCCACCGCUGAGGUCCCAGCCCACAAGCAGCCCGCCAGAUCUCCGUCCCAGAACUCUUUACGCAGAGCCAGCAGAGGACCGGUUUCUCUGCAGGACUUCAAGCUGCUCGCUGUUCUCGGCAGAGGACACUUUGGAAAGGUGUUGCUGUCCGAGUACAAAAAGACUGGCGGCCUGUUCGCCAUCAAAGCUCUGAAGAAGGGGGACAUCGUCGCUCGGGACGAGGUAGAAAGCCUGAUGUGUGAGAAGCGCAUCUUUGAGACCGUCAACGGCUCCCACCACCCCUUCCUGGUCAACCUGUUCGCGUGCUUCCAGACGCCAGAGCACGUGUGUUUCGUCAUGGAGUACACGGCAGGCGGAGACCUCAUGAUGCACAUUCACGCUGACGUCUUCGCCGAGCCGCGAGCUGUCUUCUACUCCGCCUGUGUGGUUCUGGGUCUCCAGUUCCUUCAUGACCAUAAGAUCGUCUACAGGGAUUUGAAGCUGGACAACCUGCUCCUGGACACGGAAGGUUUUGUGAAGAUUGCGGACUUUGGUCUCUGUAAAGAAGGGAUGGGUUUUGGCGACAGAACCAGCACUUUCUGUGGCACUCCCGAGUUUUUGGCCCCGGAGGUGCUGACAGACACGUCAUACACCAGAGCUGUGGACUGGUGGGGGCUCGGGGUGCUCAUCUAUGAGAUGCUGGUGGGAGAGUCUCCGUUCCCAGGUGACGAUGAGGAGGAGGUUUUUGACAGCAUCGUGAACGACGAGGUUCGAUACCCGCGGUUCCUCUCCACCGAGGCCAUCGGCAUCAUGCGGCGGUUGUUGAGGAGGAACCCCGAGAGGCGUUUGGGCUCUGGGGAAAAGGAUGCAGAAGAUGUGAAAAAGCAGCCGUUUUUCCGGAACACGGACUGGGAAGGACUUCUCCACAGGAAAGUCUCGCCGCCCUUCGUCCCGACCAUUGUGGGAAAAGAAGACGUCAGCAACUUCGACGCGGAGUUCACCGCCGAGCCGGCCGCCCUCACUCCUCCCCGAGAGCGCCGCACGCUCUCCCAAAAGGAGCAGGACUUCUUCAAAGAUUUCGACUACGUGUCCGACCUCUGCUAAGGUCUGGAGAGCCGAGGUGGCUCCUCCCACGGGCUACAGACUCUGAGAGGAGGCCGAAACGCUCAGGGCUGUGCAAGCGGGACAGAAGAUGAAGAUGAGGAUCAUCCUGCUGAGGAUGAAGCACCCAAACGUGGACUCAGCGCCACAUAUAAAGACUGCUGUGGUUUUUAGAGGAAGAUAAUGUAAAAACGUGGAAAAACCCUCACAUGGAAAGAGGGAUCCUGACAGGAGGCUGCGUCCGUCCGUCCGUCCCCUCAGUUCCAUCCCUGCUGUGUUUUGCUGCUGACUGUGUGUUUAGCCGUGAACCGUCUCCCUGCUUCAGUCAUGAAUCUACACAACUGUGCUGCAAUGUCUGCGGCCACUAGGGGUCGCCAGAGGAAACAAACUCCUCUGGAAAACAGGCUGGUUGGCCGCUGUGAAGGAGUUUCUGUUUUUCUUUCUGCUCGGUACAGAUUUUCAACCACGAUCACUUUUCAGAGAGAAAAAAAGCUUUUAUUGGUUUUGUGAUCUUAUUGUUUUCCCCUCUGUGUUUGUUUGUUUGUUCCUGCUGAUGUUUGUGACUCAGUAAAGAUCUCAAACCAACACAGAAG